AGUGAUGCUGCCGUGUUCGCGCUGCGCCGCUCAGGCCCCUCCAUGGGAAUCCCCUCCGUCCCCCUCGCGGAGGUGGAGGAGAAGGAGGGCCCCCUUCCCUUCACUCCCUCGCUUCCGCCGCCGCCAUGGAGCAGUCGCCAUCGCAGUGGGCAGCGCAUCAGCCGGCCACGCUGCAGCCGCAGCGGCCUUUUGUCGGGGAUGCAGCCGCUCCCGCAUUGACGCUUCAGCAGCAGCAAGAGCAGUUGAUGUGGCAGCAGCAAGUCCAGCAGCAGCAGCAGCAGCACCUCCAGCAGCAGCAGCAGCACCUGCUGCAGGAGCCGCCAGGUGAGGUCUUGCAGCCCACGCUGCAGAUGCAGCCGCACAUUGUUGGGGAUGCGACCGCCCCCACAGUGGCGUUUCAGCAGCAGCAGCAGCAGCUGCAGCAGCAGCAUCAGCAGCAGCAGCAGCAGCAGCAUCAGCAGCAGCAGCAGCAGCAGGAGCAGCUGCCCCUGGAGCAGCAAUACCAGCAGCAGCUUCAGCAGCAUCAGUUCCAGCAGGAUGUGUACCAGCAGCAGGCGGUGCAUCAGCCGCUGCCGCAGCAGUUUCAGCAGCCGCCACAGCAGCCCGCACUGGAAGCGGUGCACCAGCCUGCGCCGCAUCACUCACAGCAGAUGGGGCAGCAGCAAUGGCACCAGCAGCCGCAGCCUGGGCAGCAUGCCGACUUCCAGCCGACGCCGCAGCAGCUGCCGCAGGCCGUGCAUCAGCCGACGAUGCAGCCGCGCAGCGCCCCCUCGCCGACCCAGGCCGCGGCACUGAUCCAGCGGUGGUACCGCGGCAGGCUGCGCAGGGCACGAUUCCUGACCGUGAUCAACCGGGCCAGGAGGCGGCGGUCUUAUUUGGACCAGCGGCGCAAGGUGGCGCAGCGGCUCUACUUCAAUGAGGUCGAGGCGGAGGAGACGAAGGCCCGCUUGGCGCAGCCCGGAGGCGCCCGGCUCGUGGCCGCCCGGAGGGACGCGCAGCAGGCCGACGCCGCGCAGCGGGUCCAGCUGCUGUGGCGCCGCACCAGGGCGAAGAGGAAGCUCGCGGCGCUGGAACGGAGGCAGCAGGAAGAGAAGGCCAUCCGGAUGCUGCAGAGGUGCGCCCGCCGCUGGAGGGAACGCCGGCGCCGGGGCACCAUGCAGUCAUUGAUGGCUCGUGCUUUGCAACACAGCCCCUACGGGAAGCCGCUGAGCGACGAGAGGCUGCUGCAACACGAGCAGGAGAUCCUGGGAAAAUGCCGGCAGUUCGCGGCGUCCUCCAGGGCUGGUCGCAGCGACGAGGACUGGGGGAAGCAGGCGGAGGCCGCUUACCAGGAGUUCACUGCAGAGAUCGGGAUGCAGCGGAGCGCGGUCGUGCGCACGCUCGUCCAGAGGGAGCAGAUCAAGCAGAUCAUCCAGGACGCGUUGGGGGAACAUCGCGGGCACCUUCGGGGAAGGCGAGGGAGCAAGGAUCCCCCAAUGAGGGGAGGCAGGGGAGGGACGUAGCAGGUUUUCGCGCCGCGCUGACGCGGCGGCGACCCCCAUCGCGGGCGGUCGAGGUCUGGCCCGGAGUCGGCGGAUAUCUAGUGAUCUGCGCCAGCAGACCGCAGCGGUCGCUCACGGUCGGACGCCCCGAGCGCUGUGGAAAAGCAGUGCCGACGCCGUCGCCACGCGCUUGGCAUCGCUCGGACGUGUGCAUUUUUCCUUCGGCG
Messenger RNA from Prorocentrum cordatum, 1708 nucleotides. The record is from the annotation of a GenBank genome assembly. Lineage: Eukaryota; Dinophyceae; Prorocentrales; Prorocentraceae.